Suillus subaureus is the source of this 450-nucleotide messenger RNA. RefSeq lists its product as uncharacterized. The transcript has 2 exons. Bases 1 to 450 code for a protein of 149 amino acids. Lineage: Eukaryota; Fungi; Basidiomycota; Agaricomycetes; Boletales; Suillaceae. The record is from RefSeq and is a predicted model, not a curated record.
AUGGACGAUGAUGUGGAUCUGUAUCAGUUAUAUCAAAUGCUCGAGCUGGCAGAGGAUGACGAAGAUGAAUUCCGGAGGGCCGGGAAGGCUUUGCAAUCAUUUGGGACACCACACCCAUUCCUUGUGAUGACACCCGGACCACUGUUGUUCCUCGAACUCAUCAUUGUUCGCCCGAUUCCGCAGGGGCUUUGGGCCUUAUCCUUCAUUGUCUCAAUUCCACCAUGCGCGAACCAAAUCCAAGAAGUGCGUUUGCCGCACGAGGAUUUGCGCGAAGUGCUAUACUAUGAUUGGAUGCUCGAGCUUCGUCGACACACUGAAGUUUUAGUGGUACGUGCGUUACAAGCAGCCAUCGAAGAUGGUGAUUCGCAUCUUGUUGUGGAUAUCGUUGAGACUGGAGAUGUAGUACCAGAGGUUUGCGACAUCGUCGCGGUGUUUGAAGGCGAUGUUUAA